UGCCUUCAAACGUAAACAAACAAGUGCGCCGCCACGAUGUUAGUCAAAGGUGCUGCCCGCCAGCUGAAGCAAAUAACAAAGUUUGGCACGCAGAAGUGAAAUAAAUCGCCUAAAUUUGUUAAAAUAAGUGGAGUGAAGUGUUUUUGCAACUAAAAUUGAGAUGGAUCAUCCUCGGCCAUGUGGUUGCAAGGGCCGGCGAACGUGCCUAAGCUGCGAGGCCGAAUUCGGUAUCGCGCCAAUCGAUUUCUACAGCACAUUUCAGAAUAACGAUUCCUACGUGUACUGUCCACGCUGUAGCAAAAUCUACCCGGGAUGGGAUUGGGAAAAGGUGCUUGCGGAACAUUCUGAUACACCCCAGCACGGUGGCGUCCAGGGCGAAGACUAUCCGGGCGUGUACAUCGAUCUCGACUUCCUAACCACCACCGAGGAGGCAGAGCUGCUGCAAGGGCUAGACGAGCUACCGUGGGACGUCUCGCAGAGCGGUCGGCGGAAGCAGAACUUUGGUCCGAAAACAAACUUCAAAAAGACGCGCCUCCGGCCGGCCCAGUUUGCCGGGUUUCCGCAGCUGAGCGAAUUUGUGCAGCGACGGUUCGAGCAGGUCCCACUGCUGGCCACUUUUCAAACCAUCGAGCAAUGUUCGCUAGAGUAUUGUCCCGAGCGUGGAGCUUCGAUCGAUCCGCACAUUGACGAUUGCUGGAUUUGGGGCGAGCGGAUCGUGACGGUAAAUUUGCUGAGCGAUUCCGUGCUGACGAUGUCACCGUACCGAGGGGAGGAGGGAAAGACAAAGUAUAAUCUACACUUUCUGGAGCAAUACAGGGAGCAUCUGCUCGGGGAGCUGAUGGAUGAGGAUGCACUGGCCGGUUACGAGAAUCGGAUCGUACGGAUACCGAUGCCAAGGCGCUCACUGUUGGUCCUGUACGGACCUCCGCGCUACCAGUGGGAACAUUCCGUUCUGCGGGAGGACAUUAAAGAGCGCCGUGUCUGCCUAGCGUAUCGCGAAUUUACACCCAUGUACUUGCAAGGUGGCAGUGAAUUCGGUCAAAGUGAAGAGAUUUUCGAGCGAGCGAAGCAAUUUUGGGACCACCGUACAGUUAAGGUUGAAAGCUAGCCUGUCUUAAAGCAGAAUUUCGGAAGCUGGGAUGAUUUUUGAGUAAUAUUUUUGAAUUAGACCAUCCAACUGCAAAAGAAAGCAGAUGUAAAACUCAUCUUUUAAAUCUAAAUUACUCAGCAAAUUUGUAAAUUAUACCGAUCGAAAGAAAGUAUUGCACCGGUCAAACAAAUAAUGGUUCCAAUUUGUUUAAACUGUGUCACGCUAUUCGGAAUGUGCCCAUCUAUGUUUCGGAAACAUUAAAUCGCAUGGCUAAAAUAUGUGCUCAAUUCAGUGAUAUACACAA
Anopheles gambiae (African malaria mosquito) is the source of this 1394-nucleotide messenger RNA. Its product is annotated as alpha-ketoglutarate-dependent dioxygenase alkB homolog 4. Gene Ontology annotation, biological process: oxidative demethylation. Gene Ontology annotation, molecular function: demethylase activity; oxidoreductase activity. NCBI's taxonomy places the organism in Eukaryota, Metazoa, Arthropoda, Insecta, Diptera, Culicidae. The record is from RefSeq and is a predicted model, not a curated record. The transcript is spliced from 3 exons. Bases 161 to 1108 code for a protein of 315 amino acids.